Diabrotica balteata is the source of this 657-nucleotide messenger RNA. Lineage: Eukaryota; Metazoa; Arthropoda; Insecta; Coleoptera; Chrysomelidae. The record is from the annotation of a GenBank genome assembly.
AUGAACCAAUUUUGGCCUUGUAAUUUUCAUCCUAAUAAGUAUCUAGAAAAACUAACAACAAACACUUUAUUUUCACCAAAAGAGCUGGAGUCCCAUUACCAAUACAUGUCAAUAGCAGUAGAUGUUGCAAAAUAUAAAAAUAAACAAAUUGGAUGUGUAGUUGUGGAUCCUAAAAUCAAUUCUGUAGUUGCUGUCGGCUAUAAUGAUAUAGAGAAAGGUCCCUGUAGACAUGCUGCUAUGGUUGCUGUAGAUAAUGUGUCCAAAACUCAAAAAGGAGGGGUGUGGAUGAGCAGCGAAAAUGCAGAAUCUACGGUUGGAGUACCACAGGAAUUACUAAAACACCUUCAAGAAAUUUACGCCACAGUUUUAUUUGGAGCACAGGAUUUUAAAGUAAAAGAUGAACUAACAGAUCCUGCCGAUGGUCCAUAUUUGUGUACAGGAUAUUAUGUUUAUUUGACUAGAGAACCAUGUGUUAUGUGUGCUAUGGCACUAAUACAUAGUCGUGCAAAGCGAGUUUUUUUCGGAGUGAAAAGUUUAAAUGGAGCACUCGAAAGUUUGUGUAAGAUUCAUACAGUUAAAGAUUUAAAUCAUCAUUACGAAGUUUUUGGUGGACUAUUAGUGGAUAAAUGUAGAAGUUUAAAUAAUUUUAAUGUUUGA